This is a messenger RNA of Sinocyclocheilus anshuiensis, 895 nucleotides long. Its product is annotated as PIH1 domain-containing protein 1-like. Gene Ontology annotation, cellular component: cytoplasm; R2TP complex; ribonucleoprotein complex. Bases 73 to 849 code for a protein of 258 amino acids. The transcript has 10 exons. Lineage: Eukaryota; Metazoa; Chordata; Actinopteri; Cypriniformes; Cyprinidae. Gene Ontology annotation, biological process: box C/D snoRNP assembly; rRNA processing. The record is from RefSeq and is a predicted model, not a curated record.
ACCUACAAGAAAGGCUGCGCUAACGUCAUGCUAAACAGCACAUACUGAUAUGAUUAUUACAUAUUUUAUUGAAUGUCUAAGUCGCUCAUCAUGGAAACAGACGCGUCUCUCCUCGGCGUUGAACUAGAGCAGAAACGGCAAGAAGAGCUGUAUCAACAAUUUUUGCUUCAGACCAUGGGAAAAGUGCAAAGCGAAAAGCCCCCCUCCAAAGUCAUCUGUCCACAACCAGGCAUGUGUGUGAAGACCUCCUCAGUGUCAGACAAAAAGAAGGUCUUUCUGAAUAUCUGUCAGUCACAGGUGGUACCGCCCCCUCCUCAUCUGUCCCAGGAAGCACUCGUGGAUCUACUGGAGUCAGAGGACCCGACGAGUUACAGAGUGCCCAUGAGUCUCGGCGAGCCGCAUACAGAAGUGGACAACAGCUCACAAGGCUGUACUGUGUAUGAUGUCGUGAUCAACGAUGAGUUCUUCCAGAAAUGUCAGAAAGAUACCCUGUUCCAGCAGUUUCUUAUUGCAGUUUCUUUGGAGGGACUGGAAAACAAAUACAACCUUGAGUUGAGCAGAGGCAAUCUGACUCCUUUCCUUCAUCAACCAAACGAGUUCAGUUUAUUAGUGGAGCCCCCAUCUGGAAAUGCAGAGCAUCUGAUCGCUGAGAUUCUGCUACCUGGAGUGAUAUCUGCUCGCUCUCUUGUUCUGGAUUUGGGAGAGGACAGACUAGUGCUUGUUGCUCAACCUUCUCUUUUCCACUUGGAUAUUUUCUUUCCCCUGCUUAUUGACCAAGAAAACAGUGUUGCCCAGUUCAACACAAAUACACAGAUGCUCACAGUGACCAUGCCAGUAGUGUCUUCAUAAAAACUAUUGCAAGGCUAUUAUUUCAUAAUAAACUUCUUAAUUUUGU